ACAGUCAGAAUUGAGAUAAUCACCAUAAAACAAAGCCAGUUUGAUGUUAAGACACGGCCUAGAUUCACCUAAACGUAAACGACGAGACUGUUACACACUUUAAGAUUUCGAUAAGAAUGUAAUUGAUACCAGAACUGUCAUACCAGUAUUUGAGAUUAUACCAAGUUGGGUUUUACUCCAUACAAAGUUCUCUUUACCACAAUUAAGUAACAAUCAUUUUGACAACUCAUCAUGUGCAUGUUAGUAACUGAAGGCUAAGGAAAUUUCAAAGGAUUCUUAGAAAAUUGGAUUAUUCACGAUAUUGAACUCUUUUGGUCGGGCCAACAUCGUUUGAGUUGUUUUUAUACGAGUUUAUUAUUUUCCUGAGGAAGAAGAUUGAGAAUGACUCGCUUCUUGAUGAGAAAACUGCUUAUUCAUUGUUCUGCACUGGUUUUUCUUCUAGCUUCUUCUUUAUUCUUGAUCGAUGCAGACGGCACUGUACGUUUGGUGAAUGACUUUGACGUCGCAACCAACAAGGGGCGCGUCGAGAUCUACUACGACGGUGAUUGGGGUACCAUAUGUGAUGACGAAUGGGACAUACUCGACGCUGAUGUGGUGUGUCGCCAACUUGGGUUCACUGGGGCAAUCCGGGCUCUGCCAAGGGCCUACUUUGGUCCGGGUGAAGACCUGAUACGGGCUGAUAAUGUUAGAUGCACAGGGAACGAGGAAAGGAUACAGGAUUGUCCUAACGCAGGGUGGGACACUCAUAAUUGCGUUCAUCUUGAGGAUGCUUCAGUGGAAUGUUCGACAGCCUCCGUUCGCUUAGUUGGCGGUCCCGAUCGUUACGAGGGCAAUGUCCAAGUCCUGGACGACGACGAUAACACGUGGGGUUACGUGUGCGACGACGGCUGGGAUGACGUCGACGCACAUGUCGCCUGUUAUCAACUGGACCAACGUUCUAGCGAGUAUGCCCUCUUUAAUUCGUCGUAUGGAACGGGGGAUGACGCGCCAUUCGUCCUCAACAACGUCGACUGCGAUGGAUACGAGUCCACCCUGCAAGAGUGUCAGCAUGGAGACUGGAGGAAUUGCACAAGGUUCGACAAAGCUGGGGCUCUUUGCAUAAGGGACUACUAUGAGGAUGGAGAAGUGCGAUUGGCUGGUUCUGGAUAUCCAAACAGAGGGCGAGUAGAGAUCUAUCAUAAUGGGGAAUGGGGUACCGUUUGUGACGAUUUCUGGGAUUACUAUGACGCAAAGGUUGUAUGUCGUCAGCUGGGGUACUCAGACAGUCAGCCCAAAGCCUACUACAAAAGUUACUUUGGACCAGGCCAGGGUAGGAUAUGGCUGGAUAAUUUGGCAUGCAUUGGUUCGGAGGAACGCCUCGAGUACUGCAUCACCAGUGGUGGUUGGGGAGCACAUGAUUGUAGUCAUGGUGAAGACGCAGGUGUUUACUGUGACGAAAGGGGUGAAUUCGAUGCAGCAGAAAUCACGGGGAUAAUCCUCGCAUCACUCUUCGCAGCAUCCAUUCUGUUCUGCUGUGUUAAAUACAUUUGUUGCGAGGCAGCGUCCAAUAAGAGACAUCAACGGCGGCGCCGUUCACGAAUUCAACGCCAGAGAAGGAGAUCGCAGGCGGCUGCGACAAGACCAACCGAUCCAGAAGAGCAUUUUAACGCGCACUUCAACGAUGCAUACACGAUCAGUGACAACCACGAUGAAAUAUUCACUCCUCCUGGUUUCCCCCUUGCGUACCCGGGAUCUGCACCACCACCUUUCUCUCCUACAGACCUACCCCCCGCUUAUGAAACUAUCAUGUCAACCUCUACACCAGAAGGUUCUGCAGUACCAGUUAACAGUGACGAAACUGCCACCAGCAAUUGUGUGGACGGGAACAAUGUUGUAAACCAAGCUGGUCCAACUCCUCCACAAAGUAUAGCUUCUGUCAAUACAGGUACUCUUCCAAAGCCAGAAAGUAGGCCUAACCUCCCUCCAGUUCAACCUGCCAGUAGUCUGCCUUAUCCUCCACCUCAGCCAACAAGUAGCAAUCCUUAUCCUCCCAACCCUGUGAUGGCACAUCAACAACCUCCAAUACCAUCAAACCAAUCGGUAGUCAUGCCACCAGUAGAGACAAUUACGUCACCGUCUACAAACCAGUUAGGGAAUGACCACGAGCUAUCCUCUGCACCACCGCCAUAUACACCCCGAGCACCUUUUGAAGGACAGUCUCAGCAGCCUCCCGCGGCGCCCUCACCGAUGAACUCAGUGACAGUAGCAGAAAGUCCUGCUACAGAAGAAACGAGCGUUACCUUUGUUAACAGUGCCGAAGAAUCAAUAAACCUAGGAUUGCCAGAUGAAAACGGACGGUUAUCGGAUGCUUGAUAUUAUUAUAAAAAAGAUUCUCAACCCAAAAACAAAACAUUUUAAAACACAUUUUUAAAAUGUAAUAAUUGCUCGAUUUUAACACUAUUAUUUAAAAAAAUAUCUUCAGAGUCUCAUCGUCAAAUGAAAUGAUGGUUUGGUGUAGGCCGCUAUUAAUGAUCGAGUAGAUAGAAUGCAAGGAAUGAAGAAUUCGUCUAAAAUGCUGUUGAAGAAGUUACACAAUUUAAUGAGCCCGAUUGUAAACAUUCAAAACAGUUUUAAGACAUAUCAGCUUACAUCAGAAGGAAUCAAUAUUAUAAUAUUAUUUUCAUUAUUUCUUGAUGAGGAUCGACAGACUGUUUAAACUUUUGUUAAAAGCAGGCGUUUGGAGAGAACGUGAUGGCAGUAUGCACAAGCUUACAAGGGUCCCGUCUUACAAAGAGUUACGAUUGAUUCAAUCAAUCUCAACUCUAUGGAAAUCCAUCCAGACCAUUUUUUUUUUCUACAGGAAAUAUGCACAAUCUUCUUAGUAAACAAUUGAGAAUCACACUGAAUCUUUAAAUGGACGAUGAAUGUAUGAAUACACAUCGUAUCUAGAAAACAUUUUGAACAAAUAUGCAUUUUUUAUGUUGACGUUGCUGGCCAUCCAUAGUUGUGAUUGAAGGGAUUAAUCGCAAUUCUUUGUAAGACGGAGCCCAGGGAUGAAUGAAAAAUAUAAAUUUAAAGACAGUACUGCAGUAUGGACUUGAUUUUUUUUUGUCGAACAUAACAAAGAUAUCAUUAUAUUCAUAAAAAAUGUAACACCUGAUUGUAAUUUGUAACACAAUUAAAGAUCAUGGUAGCAUUGUUGGACAGUCGUUUGGAUGUGAAAAGAAAGAAAUGCGAGUUUCAGAGUCAAUAUACUUUUAACAUGUAUUUCUAAAAUGUAUUUAAGAUAUAUUUUCGAGAUGUAACAAAGAAUAAUAGAAAACUGCUUGUGUACGUCAAUAAGGCUUUGUCACAGAGGAGACGGUGUAUUAUAUCGUACAGUAAAUUACGCGGAAGGCUAAUUUAAUACAUUAACUGAAAUUUGAAAACCUAACGUACGAGAGAUUACGCUAGCCUAUAGCAAUUACCUGAUGACUGACACAAUCUUCUCUCCUUUCUAGAAUGACAAGAAUUGUUUUCUAUAAAUAUAUUGUUUUGUAUAAAAUAACGCAGCUAUUAUAAAAUAGACCUUGUAGAUAUGUCAUAUUAGUAGAAAAAAAAAACGCUAUAGAGAAAUAUCAUAUUUGACAAGUGCAUAUCUCUUUGUAUUCAAUUAAUGAGCAUAAAUGCAUUUAUAAAGACAAUACUUCAGUGUGAAUGCCUUUAUAUGAAGACUUUGUAAUCAAACCCAUAUCACAUGGAUUUCAUUUGGUUUGUAUAUUAUGCUAUAUUAUAUUAUUAUUAUUAUGAUUGGAUGGGAAGAUAAAUAUUAAAAUAUGGAAAAGUA
Lytechinus pictus (painted urchin) is the source of this 3805-nucleotide messenger RNA. RefSeq names its product scavenger receptor cysteine-rich type 1 protein M130-like. The record is from RefSeq and is a predicted model, not a curated record. Lineage: Eukaryota; Metazoa; Echinodermata; Echinoidea; Temnopleuroida; Toxopneustidae. Gene Ontology annotation, cellular component: membrane. The coding region runs from base 382 to 2352 and encodes 656 amino acids. The transcript has 6 exons.